CUAACGUUGCGUUUUAUUUUGUACUCUGGAAAUUUCUUCUCUCUGGUUCUCUCUCUCUAAAAUGGAUCGCAAAAGCUUGCUUAAUGUAGCGUUAAUGUGCGUCAUUGUUGCCAGUGUCGGUGGUCAAGCUCCGACGUCAGCUCCGACGGCGACACCGGUUACCCCUGCAGCCCCUAGGGCUACUCCUGUGACUCCUGCAGCCCCUGUAACAGCACCCGCUAAGGCUCCUGUAAAACCUACAUCACCUGCUCCAGUUUCAUCUCCCGUAUCUUCACCACCCGCUAAGGCUCCUGUAAAACCUACAUCACCUGCUCCAGUUUCAUCUCCCGUAUCUUCACCACCCGCUAGGGCUCCUGUAAAACCUAAAUCACCUGCUCCAGUUUCAUCUCCCGUAUCCUCACCAACGGCUGCUUCUCCGACAAAACAGACUGUUCCUGCUCCGGUUCAGACUCCAUUGGCUACGCCGCCACCUGCUGUCACUCCGGUUAGUUCGCCACCUGCUCCAGUUCCAGUGAGCUCGCCACCAGUUAAAUCUCCUGCCAAGUCUCCAGUUAAAUCUCCUGCCAAGUCUCCUCCAGCACCUGCACCAGUUACUCCACCAGCAAGUUCUCCGGAAAAUGCUCCUCCAGCUCCAGUGGCUGCACCAACCGCAGAGGUUCCUGCGCCGACUCCCAGCAAGAAGAAGUCGAAGAAGCACACUGCCUCAGCUCCUGGUCCAGAGUUGUCAAGCCCACCUGCUCCACCAACUGAGGCACCUGGACCAAGCGCUGAAGCCAACUCACCUGGUCCAUCUGUGGCUAAUGAGAACGGAGCAGAGACGAUAAAGAGCCUGCAGAAGAUGGCAGGAGGGUUGGCAAUAAUGGGAUGGGCAAUGGUGGCUUUGAUCUUCUAGAGAGAGCAAGAGUGAGAGAUGUUUAUCAUGUGACACUACUGUUCCUCCUGUGAUAUGAUUUUAGUCUUUUUGCCCCCAUGUUCUCUUACUUGUUACGGGAUUCACAUUUGAUAUUUUUUUAUUUACCAUUAUUUGGUUAAAUAAUUGUUAGUGGUUCUGUGAUUACUGCCUGGCGAUUAACCACAUUUGCUUUGUAUUCGGUAUUCUUUGAGAGAGACUUGUGGGGGUGGUGGGAAAAACUCCGUAUUUUUGUACUUCUCUGUUCACCGCCUUUUUUUAUCUAUUUUGGAUCCUUCUAGUAGGA
This is a messenger RNA of Hevea brasiliensis (rubber tree), 1196 nucleotides long. Its product is annotated as lysine-rich arabinogalactan protein 18. NCBI's taxonomy places the organism in Eukaryota, Viridiplantae, Streptophyta, Magnoliopsida, Malpighiales, Euphorbiaceae. The transcript is spliced from 2 exons. Gene Ontology annotation, cellular component: plasma membrane. The coding region runs from base 62 to 892 and encodes 276 amino acids. The record is from RefSeq and is a predicted model, not a curated record.